Messenger RNA from Polychytrium aggregatum, 1834 nucleotides. RefSeq names its product pyridoxal phosphate-dependent transferase. NCBI's taxonomy places the organism in Eukaryota, Fungi, Chytridiomycota, Chytridiomycetes, Polychytriales. The record is from RefSeq and is a predicted model, not a curated record. The coding region runs from base 12 to 1496 and encodes 494 amino acids. The transcript is spliced from 2 exons. Gene Ontology annotation, biological process: biosynthetic process. Gene Ontology annotation, molecular function: pyridoxal phosphate binding; L-2-aminoadipate:2-oxoglutarate transaminase activity.
GUGGGCGAGCGAUGUGGCCAGUGUCCAGGAAUCGCAUCACCAGAGCCAGCACGACCAUCGAGCGCCAACCCAGGGCUUCCGCGCUGGUCCUCCGCCUCCCGACUGUCUUUCGCAUCCAUCCAGCUGUCGAUCCAGCUGUCGAUCCGUCCGUCCGUCCGGCGAACAGCCCCCGCACCAAAAAAAUGGAUCUUCACCAGAUCACUCGCAUCUCGUCCUUCAGCAACCUCUACUCGGACAGGACUCUCUUCCCCUCUGGCGACCGCGGCUACAUCCAGUUUGAGUUUGGCGCCCCAUCUCCGGCCCUGCUCCAGACCGCCUCCGCCAUCUUCCAAGAGGCCACCGCCCGCAAGCUGUCCAAGCCAGAUGCUGGCUUGGCCUUCCAGUAUGGGCCGAAGCUUGGCGACAGCGAGUUCCGCAGUGAGCUCGCUCGAUUCCUGGCGAACGAGUACGGCAGCCCCGUUGAGGCCAAUCACCUCGCCGUCACCAGCGGGGCAUCGCAGUCCUUCAGCAACCUCAUCACCAUGUUCACGACCUCUGCGACCCGCAUCUUGAUCGAAGAUCCGACCUACUUUCUGGCCCUCAGAGUCCUCCAAGACCACGGCUUCCAGGAACGCGACUUUGUCUCGGUCCCAGUCGAAUCCGGUGGCAUUUCACUGCAGAUCCUCGAAGAGAGGCUCAAGGAGCUCUCCAGCAGUGUCGACCAACAGGCCUUUGCUGGCCAGCCGGCCAAAAAGUUCCCCUUCCUGCUCUUCACAAUCCCCGACUACUCGAACCCGACGGGGCAGUCUAUGCCUCUGGACAAGCGUAUCCGCUUGAUCGAGCUAGCCCGCAAAUACGACGUCCUAAUCAUCUGCGACGACGUCUAUCCUCUGCUCGGGUAUCCUGGCGCGGAGCCUAACCCGCCCCGACUCAUUGCACUCGAGCACCAGGUGCGAUCCGAAACCGACUUUGGAAACGUCAUCUCGAAUUGCUCUUUCUCCAAGAUCUUUGCCCCGGGCGCACGCCUCGGUUGGGUCGAGGCCUCGCCGGCCAUCAUCAAGCGCCAUGAGACCUUCUGGGUCCUCUACUCCGGAGGCAGUCCCAACCAUCUGACCUCUGGAAUCAUGACCGAGAUCAUCCAGACCGGCAAGCUCAAGACCUAUAUCGCACAGCUCAGGGAAACCUACAGCCACAACGCCGAGGUGACCUACGAGACCCUGCGGCUGCAUGGUGAGGGGCUGGGUAUGCGCAUCGAGAAACCCAAAGGUGGAUUCUUCAUCUGGAUCGAGUUCCCGUCCCAUGUCAACACCCACGCCCUGUACCAGCAGCUGAAGCAGAAGGAAGCGGCAGGCACAAGCAACACUCGGGUAUCGUUUGCUCCGGGCUUAAUUUUCACUACAGUCCAAGGCCGGUAUCUCAACUGUCUGCGACUGUCGAUUGCCCACUACGACGCCGAGGAGCUGCGUGAAGGAGCUCGCCGACUCUGCCGGGCGGUCAAAGAACUGCUGGACAUCUGAGCGCCGUCCUCGACGCUCCCCAAUGAUGUCAGUACUGAUUUCCAGCGCUGAUGCUAAUGUGGUCAGCUCGCCAGUUGUCGUCAACACGAGCAAGAGUACAUUGGAGUUGAAGUUGUCCCUGAUUGUGUCCGUGUGGAAACCAAUGGAUCGCUGGGCAUCAUCUCCGAUGGCAGAGCUGCCUCAAGUACCUGGAAAGGUGACGGAGUGCAAAUAUAUAUCCUGCCGCUUCCGCGAGAGGGUGUACGAUGGCGAUCGGGACUCGCGCUGCUGUGAUGGACUCGACGAUGAGACAUGGUGGAAUGAAGAUAACUUGGCCCACUUGGGCGUUCCUGGCCGCA